UCACUGCAGAGAGCAGAAUGGAGAUGAGUGAGAAUAUGUAUGAAAAUUCAGGAUACACUGCAGACAGAAAACGGCAUGACGGCAAGAAUGUCUAUGAAAACAUGCAUGCGAAUGGACAUACUGAGACCCGAAGAACAGGAAACAGACGGGAAUCUGAGAGCUCAGGAUAUGAAACAAUUGGGAGCAGAAGCUGCAGGUGGGCUGCAGUGUGUCUGGGGCUGCUGUGUGUUCUCCUGCUGGCUGCCACCACAGUGCUGUGGGUUAAGUUAAACAAACUGACUACAGAGUGGGAUAAGUUACAGACCAGUUACACCAACCUGACUAGAGAGAGAGACCAGUUAGAGACAAGCUACAAAAGCCUGACUGUAGAGAAGGAUGGUCUUCAGCAGAAACUUUCCUAUUUGGCCGACCAGCAGGGAUGGAUCUACUUCAGCUCCAGUGUUUACUACAUCUCUACUGAGAAGAAGAACUGGAGUGAGAGCAGACAGGACUGCAGACAGAGAGGAGCAGACCUGCUGAUCAUAAACAGCAGAGAAGAACAGAAUGAUUAG
This is a messenger RNA of Colossoma macropomum (tambaqui), 551 nucleotides long. RefSeq names its product C-type lectin domain family 4 member A-like. The transcript is spliced from 4 exons. Bases 18 to 551 code for a protein of 177 amino acids. NCBI's taxonomy places the organism in Eukaryota, Metazoa, Chordata, Actinopteri, Characiformes, Serrasalmidae. The record is from RefSeq and is a predicted model, not a curated record.